Knipowitschia caucasica is the source of this 1338-nucleotide messenger RNA. Lineage: Eukaryota; Metazoa; Chordata; Actinopteri; Gobiiformes; Gobiidae. The record is from the annotation of a GenBank genome assembly.
AUGGCCCCUCUGCUCAGCACGGGCUUCCCCUUUGAGCGGAAAGGCGCCUCUCCGGCUCCGGCUGGGGGGGCCAAAGAGAAGAGAGUCCAGUUUGCCGCCUGGGACGACGUCAAUGUCCUCGCCCACGGCCUCCUCCAGCUGGGACAGGGUCUGAAGGAGCACGUGGACAAGACCAGAGUCCAGGUCCGGGACAUCGGCGGCAAGAUCAAGGGCCUGAACCGGACCGUGGUGGAGCUGGGGAAGGAGAGCCAGAAGUUGCAGCAGGAAGGGGAGGCGCUGAAGGCCAGGGCCCGCGGGUUGGAGGAGCGAGAGGGUCGGAUCCUCAACGUGAGCGUGGAGCUGAGAGAGGAGGUGCAGCAGGAGCGGAGGAGGACGGCGGAGAGGGUGACCCGGCUGGAGCAGAAGGUGGAGGGGCUGGCGCAAGGCGAGAGGAACGGGGUGGACGCCAAGAGUACGCAGAUGAUGCUGGAAGCUCAAAACAAACGCAUUGACGAUCUGAUGGAGCGGAUACGGCUGCAGCAGGAGAAACUCGACAAGCAAAACGUUCGCAUUCGGACUCUGCAAACACAGAUUCAGCAGUCGAGACAGAGAGUAGAAGCCCCUCGCAACGACAAGAGAAGCGCCGUGAUGGAGCAGAGCGACUCCCCAGUGGCCGACACGGCGGCGGAUUGUCACGAACUGUUCCUGAAAGGACAAACGGCGAGCGGCGUCUACACCAUCCAACCGCUGAACUCCGAGCCCUUCAGAGUCUACUGUGAGAUUACUUCUGCGGGCGGAUGGACUGUGAUCCAGAGGAGACAGGACGGUUCUGUCGACUUCCAUCAGCCCUGGGAAGCCUACGAGCACGGCUUUGGCAACUUGAACGGUGAAUUCUGGUUGGGUUUGGAGAAAAUGCACGCCAUCGCCCAAAGCGGGGGCUACAUCCUGGACAUCUCCAUGACCGACUGGAACAGCGACUUGGCGAGCCUGAAGCUGCCCUUCAACCUGGGCGGACCAGAGACCAAAUACUCACUGCAGCUGAAGAAAGAGGGUCCCUUCAGCCCCGUGGAGAGCGCCUUGGGCCGGGACACUGCCGACGGACUGCCCUUCUCCACGUACGACCAGGACAACGACCGCAAGAGCGACACCAACUGUGCCAUGAACCUCUCCGGCGGAUGGUGGUUCAGCAGAUGCGGCCAGUCCAACCUGAACGGCCGAUACUUCCAGAGCCCGCCUCCCAAACAGCGGCACCAGAGGAAGCAGAGUCUGUUCUGGAAGAGUUGGCGCGGUCGCUACUACCCGCUGAGGUCGACUAGCAUACAGAUAGCUCCCGCCGCCAUAACCGAGAUCCGGCAGUGA